CGGGAGGGCAGCGCUCGGGAGCGUCACCUGCGUGUCCCCCCGUCCUGCGCUCCCCCCACGGGUGUCCGUGCGUGGGCAGCGGGAGCGUGGCUCCUGCUCUGGCGUGGCUCCGUGCUGAGCAUCGGUCCCCAGCUUUUGGCAGGUCCCCGUGCUGCGGCGCUGGCGGCACUGCCAGCCUGGCCGGGCCCUCGGCCGGGACCGUCACACGCACGGAGCCGGCUCUGUACUCACCGGCAAGGUCCGGAGCCGCCGCUGGCGUUGCCGGCCCGCGGGAGCUUGUUCUGCAUCUCCCGUCCUGCCUCAGCCCUCCGCGGUGGUGGCAGGUCCCCAGGAGCCGCUCGGCCGGGCCACGUCUCCGCGGGGACCUCAGGCUGUGUCCAGGGUGAGGAUGAGGACGGAGGGUUGUGGCCGUGGCUCGCGUGGCAUCGGCUUGUGGCCGCUGGGACAAGUGGCCUCGGUGGGGAGCGCUGCGGCCGCGCUGCCCCGGCAGCCGCCGUGGGAACCAGCCCGGCACAUUCCUCCGGAGCUGGAGCAGCGAAAGCAGAGAGGAGGGCGGCUGGCGGAGCAUGUCGCAACGGAGCGCCUUCCCGACAGGCUCCAGACUGUGGCUUUGGGAUGCACUCAUCCAGCCCUGGAAACAUCGGGGGGAGGACGGCAGUCACCGCUGGGGACCAGGAGCAGCCGGGCUCCCGCGUCCGUGAACGCGGGAUGAGCUGGGGCUGGAGGUGCUCCAGAAGGAUCUGCAGAGGCAGAGCCGGUGUCCCUGCCACCGGUGCCACAUCCCUCAGUCCCCAAAGCAGUUCCCGGCUGGCCCGGAGGGGCAGGAUGAGCAGGGGUCUCCCCCGAUCUCUGCUCUCGGCUCUGAGUGGGUCAGACCUUGCCCAGCCCCACGUGCUGACAUGCCACCUGCUUUCCAGCCUGGAACAGGCCCUGCUGUCAUGUCCCGGCUUACGAGGAGCCACCGCUCGUGGUCCCAUCCUGGGUUCCCCACUCAGAUGCUUCCAGGUCCUUCAGGCUGGAGGAUUCCCUGCAGGAAAGGGACUGGAGCUGCUGCACCAAGGGAUGCGGUUCUCAUCCCCCCUGCUCACCUGCCUGGUGCUGACCCCCUGCCCAGAGCAGCGACCCACACCACCGCCUGCCCCCCACUCACAGGGUGCCCAGCGCCCUGCUCCUCUCGGAGCUGCUGGGAGACUCAGUUUCCCAGCUGGAAUGCCACUCGUGGGUGGGGUGGCAGAGCUGGGGGUACGAAACCCUGAUUCUCCUGUGGGAGCAUCCCGUGCAUCCAGAGGCGGGGUGGAGCAGGCACAGCCCGGGUCCUGUCACCCCGGGAAAGUGCUGGGCUAGUCCUGGCAGCGCUGGGCUUCGCUGGGGGCCACCAAGUGCUUGUCCUGCGUGGGGUUCGUGCCUUUGGGACAGCGCUUGUGCCUGGGAUGCUCGGCCAUAGCGACACAGUGGCUGUGCCGCGGGUGGCAUUCUGGGUGUCACCUUUAGAGAGCUUGGGACCGCCCCCGUCAGCCUGGCGGUGGGGCAGCACCUCGCCGGGGUGUUCCCUUCCUUUCCCUGCAGAAGCAGGCUGGGAAAGCACCUCCCAAGGGAAUGUGGUGCCCGGUGGAAGGAUGCUCAGGGGCAGCCGGUGGCUCUCCUAGCUCAGGCUGUGCCCGCUGCCCCCGUGUCCCCCCGUGCCGCAUCCCGCGGGCUGUCACCGCGCGGGGACGGUGCGAUGCAGAGUGACAGGCGGGGACGAGGCGGCGCGUGUGGCCCCUGGCUGGGGCUGCGGGGCCGCUGACAGCCCGGGUGUGAGGCCGGCUUGCACUCAGCCGCGUGUGUAAUCUGCUUACGGGGCCACCGGCACAGCCCCGGGCUCUCGCUGCCGUAAAUCCCCGCUCCUGCCGGGAGUGCCGGCCGGGACGCUUGGAAAGCGGCCGAGCGACCCUGGAUCGCGCCUGAGCUGCUCUGAUGCAGCUCGACAUGCAUCAAGGUGAAUCACCGUCCCUGGUGACCCCGAAGUGACAGCUGGGGAACCCUGACUGCCACCCACGGCUCCUCCUGGGGCACUGUUAACCCUUCGCCUCCCAGGGAUGAGCCGGGAAAGCCGAGGCAGGAACGCUGGAGCUUCUGCCUGGGAUCCCUGUGGUAGGCAGCAUCCCUGCGGUAGGCAGCAUCCCUGCUUCUCCCAGUCCAGGCCUGGGUCCUUCCCAGGCAGGCCCAGCUCGAGCAGGAGCUUGGAGCCAUGGGGGGAAGCUUUAAUUGUCAGGUGCAAAAGUGUGCAGUUUUCAAAGAGUUUUUAUGGAAAACUGGGUUUCUGACCUCAAGGAGGCUGUGGAGACCUGCUGGGGGGUGCUCCAGGUGGGCAGUGGGAGAGGACGUGGUGUGCACUGGGAUGGAGGGGCAUUUUGUCCUGGAAUGGAGGGAGAUUUUUGUCCCGGGAUGGAGCGGGUUUUUGUCCCAGGACAGAGGUGUUUCCAAGGACUGCGUGUCCUCCUGGGCUGCAGCCAAUCUGUGUGUUCAGCCCAGGGGUGCUGCUGGUGCUGAUGGUGGUGGUCCUGCAGCCCCUCAGGACCUCCUUUGGCUGGUCCUUGAACUCUCCGCAGCCGGGCAGGAGCUGGGCUUGGCUGUGCCCCGGGGGUCCCUCUCCCAUCCCCUGCCCCUCGCCGGGGCCGUGCCUGGCUCCUGGGUGCCGCGGGGCGCGGAGCCUGCCCAGGGUGGAGUUAUGCUAAUGCUGCUCCCCAGCCCUCGACGCAGCCGGUGCCACUCGGCAUCUUCUCCUGGCCACGGGCGACACCGGCUGGGCCAUGGCCACCUGCCCCGAGCUGCAGCCUGGGCAAGAGGCCAUGGGGCGCGGGGGGGUCCUGGCUGCCCCAGAAGACCCCGAGGAGCGGCGGGGUGCCCAGGGGGAAGGCGCCCACCCCUGCCCCCCGGAGUGCCAGGAGCUGGCUGCCGUCCCCACGCCGCAAGCCAUAAAGCGUUUCCUGAAGGAGGACUCGGACGAAGCUGAGCUGACCCAGUUCCUGCGGGAUUGCCCACCAGCUGACAGCUCCAGGAAGGUGGAGGCCCCGGAGAUCCGGCGGGAGCCCGGCCACCCCCUGGGCAGCGUGGGCAGGGUCCCCCCUGACGAAGCCAGCGACGAGAGGGACGCCAGGCUCUUCUCCCGCUCUCGGCCCUCGGAUUUCCAGCAGCACAUCGCCGCGCCCCCGCCCCCCAGCCCCAACCGCCCGCGGAGCCCCUGGGGGCAGCUGGACCCCUACGACUCCUCCGAGGAUGACAAGGAGUACGUGGGCUUUGCCACGCUGCCCAACCAGGUGCACCGCAAGUCUGUGAAGAAGGGCUUCGACUUCACCCUCAUGGUGGCAGGAGAAUCCGGGCUGGGCAAGUCCACCCUGGUCAACAGCCUCUUCCUGACAGACAUGUACCGGGACCGCAAGCUGCUCAACGCUGAAGAGCGCAUCACGCAGACAGUGGAGAUCACCAAGCACGUGGUGGACAUUGAGGAGAAGGGGGUCAAGCUGCGCCUGACCAUCGUGGACACGCCGGGCUUCGGGGACGCCGUCAACAACACCGAGUGCUGGGGGCCGGUGGCCGACUACAUCGACCAGCAGUUCGAGCAGUAUUUCCGUGACGAAAGUGGCCUCAACCGGAAAAACAUCCAGGACAACCGAGUGCACUGCUGCAUCUACUUCAUCUCGCCCUUUGGCCACGGGCUCCGGCCCCUGGACGUGGAGUUCAUGAGAGCCCUGCACCAGCGCGUGAACAUCGUGCCUGUGCUGGCCAAGGCUGACACCCUGACGCCCGCUGAGGUGGAGCGCAUGAAGAACAAGAUCCGGGAGGAGAUUGACCACUACGGCAUCCGCAUCUACCAAUUCCCUGAGUGUGACUCAGACGAGGAUGAGGAGUUCAAGCUGCAGGACCAGGCACUGAAGGAGAGCAUCCCCUUCGCCGUCAUCGGCAGCAACACGGUGGUGGAGGCCAAGGGCCGGCGUCGCGGGCGCCUCUACCCCUGGGGCAUCGUGGAAGUGGAGAACCCGGCCCACUGCGACUUCGUGAAGCUGCGGACGAUGCUGGUGAGGACGCACAUGCAGGACCUCAAGGACGUGACGCGGGAGACGCACUACGAGAACUACCGCACGCAGUGCAUCCAGAGCAUGACCCGCAUGGUGGUCAAGGAGCGCAACCGCAACAAGCUGACCCGGGAGAGCGGGACAGACUUCCCCAUCCCCGAUCCCCCGGUGCCGGAUGUGGAGACGGAGAAGCUCAUCCGGGAGAAGGAUGAGGAGCUGCGGCGGAUGCAGGAGAUGCUGCAGAAGAUCCAGAAGCAGAUGAAGGACUCGCACUAGCCCGCCCCUCCUCCACCUCCUCCUCUUCCUCCUCCUCCUCCUCCUCCUGGCCCCGAUCAGAAAUGUUUACAUCACGCUCCACCCGCCCGGCCCCGCUGCCAGACUCGGUACCGACACCCACCCACCACCUUAAGCUGCUGCGGCAUCGCCUUAUGCAACCGCCCAGGGCCCGCGGGGACACCGGGGGACAUGAGGGGACAGCGGGGGACAGGGCACCCAGCCCGGGGUCCCCUGCCCCGUCCCCCCCACUCGCUGGGGACAGCUUGGUCCCCCAAGCUUUGGCUUCCCCUGUUUCCCCACAGCUCUGGGGAGGGCCCCGGCCAGCCUGGUCCCCACAGUGUGUCCCUUGUCCCCGUGUCACCUCGGGCUCCCUGCUUACAGCCUUUAUGCUCAUCUUGGCCCUGGCCUAAGGGAAGAGGAAAGGCCCCAGCUGCCCCUCUGGGGGGGACAGGGCUGUUCCCCCCUGGCCUUGGCUGGCACGGAGGGACGGCAGCUCCCGGGGACCACAGGGGACAGAGGGGAUGGAGGGGCAGCCACUGUCCAGCCCUGUGUCGUCACCCUGUCCCCACCGAGCGGCAGCAGGGCUGUGGCACAGGGAGCACUGGGGAAUCAGCGUCCCCAGGGAAAAUCCCUUGGACCCCAAAUCAGAGGCUGGGCACCCCCAGCCCCCCGUGAUGUUGGCCCUGUAAAGCAAUAACGAGUGUCCAGUGCCCAUGGCACCUCUCACCCCAUGGCAACAGCACCGACCGUGGCUGGAAUUUUGGCCCCUGCUGUCACUUGCUUGUCUGUGGUGUCCCUGUGUGCCCAGGAUGUCCCUGUCCCUGCUGCUUCCUGGCACAGCAGCCCUGUGUAUUCUCCAAGGCUAUCCCCAUCUGUGUUGCUUCCCAGCGAGGCACUGCUGCGUGUCCCCGUGUUCCCCGCGAUGUCCCCAUGUUCCCCACCAUGUCCCUCUUGGUGUUGCUGCCCCUACAGAGCACUGCAGCUUGUCCCCCCAGACUGUCCCCAUCUGUGUUGCUUUCCCACAGAGCUGUGUUGCAUCCCUGUGUCCCAAGGAUGUCCCCAGCCAUGUCACCCUGCUGCAGGGCUCUGUGUAAUGUCCCUGUGUCCCCAAGGAUGUCCCCAGCCAUGGCCACCCUGCUGCAGGGCUCUGUGUAAUGUCCCUGUGUCCCCAAGGGUGUCCCCAGCCAUGCCACCCUGCUGCAGGGCUCUGUGUAAUGUCCCUGUGUCCCCAAGGAUGUCCCCAGCCAUGCCACCCUGCUGCAGGGCUCUGUGUAAUGUCCCUGUGUCCCCAAGGGUGUCCCCAGCCAUGCCACCCUGCUGC
Messenger RNA from Corvus hawaiiensis (hawaiian crow), 5652 nucleotides. It is a transcript of the gene SEPTIN4, whose product is annotated as septin 4. Gene Ontology annotation, biological process: regulation of exocytosis; cytoskeleton-dependent cytokinesis. Gene Ontology annotation, molecular function: GTPase activity; molecular adaptor activity; GTP binding. The record is from RefSeq and is a predicted model, not a curated record. Lineage: Eukaryota; Metazoa; Chordata; Aves; Passeriformes; Corvidae. Gene Ontology annotation, cellular component: cell division site; synaptic vesicle; septin complex.